Molecule: messenger RNA, 2426 nt
Organism: Neohortaea acidophila
Lineage: Eukaryota; Fungi; Ascomycota; Dothideomycetes; Mycosphaerellales; Teratosphaeriaceae
Exons: 1
Coding region: 173-2359 (728 amino acids)
Source: RefSeq, a predicted model, not a curated record
CUACAAUUUCUUGGGCUGAGGAUCGCACCUUCCCCCUACAAUGUCACCGCGGCAAGGCUCCAGCUUGCCACAUCCCUCGCCCCUCUGCAUCACCCUCCUUCGACUUGUUCCCAGCUAACGCUUCCUCUUCUGCUUCGUCCACUCCUUUCGGGCAUGGACAAACACCGUCACAAUGGACGACGAUGACCUUCCGGAUGGUUCGCCGCCGCCCCAAACUCCACGCCCCUGGUCUUCUUUCUUCCACACCCUCCUUCACUCCUGCAUUCUAGCGUACAGCAUUCUUACGACAAGAUACCUCCUGGUCAAUGGAUACCACUAUCCUAUGCACCUUUUACGAAUCCAGACCUUCACCGCCAUUGCCAUCCACCUCUUUGAACUCCUUGCGCGAAUCUUGCGGAAUGCGCUAUCUCCUACCCACGACACCCCCGAGCAGCCAGCGUGGCGGAGCAUAGUCAAAUACCUCCGCCAAGCAGGCAUCACGUAUGCGACAUUCUGCAUCUCUGCGGCCAUCGCCCUCGUUGCAGGCUACGAGACCCUGCAGCACCUGCCCACCCUCUCCGCCCUGGCCGUCACUCUGCUGUGUCUGUACCAUCUUGGCCAGACCAACGACCAGUCUUCCCCCUUUGACAUCCGACGCUGCGCCACAAUUCUGCUCUUCGUCUGCAGUCUGUUUGCAACUUACUUGCUGGACACUCACAUCGACUUCAAAAUCCUCGGGGGCGUGGCGGUCAUCGGCCUGUGCGCUGCAGCGGUGCAAAUCCAAAGGCGCUGGAGCCUAACAAAACAAGAGACGCUCGACUUUGACCUCGAUGAGAUUCCUCGGCUAUGGCUGGGAUUCGCGGCGGUGAUGAUCAUGUUCAUCCUCGCAAAUUGGGGCUGCUGGAAAUUCGAAAACUGGAUGUGGACGUCUGUGAAUUGGAACGAAACUAGAUGGCUGGCGCUCCUGAUCGGGAACCUCGUGUCCACCACUCUGGUGUUGAGAACCGCAGCCCUGUCGUUCUACACUCCUCCCGAACAACAUGCCACAGACCCUACCAUACGGGAUUCGACGCAAUCAAUGUUCUCGUUGUGGAGCGUCCUCAUCAUCACGGCCGUUGCCGGCCCGCUCCUCCGCAUCGCUUCCUCCAUGAGUGCUUGGCAGUACGUGGCCUGCUUCUCGAUGAUGGAAGCCGCCGUCAUGAUUCAACAGUGCAGUCGAGAGCCACGGGGCGGCUACGAGCGAGUGUCAACCACCACUGUUCUCCCACUCUCCAACGGGGAUACCGAAAAUAACGGAGACCUCCCUCCAAGCAGCGGCUGGAAAGCAAGCAUCGGAACGCAUGGUCCCGGGGGCAAUUUCGUCAACGAGAGCCGACGAUCCUAUGCGUGGAUGACCUAUGCCUCGACUCUCCUUCGAGCGUUCCUUAUGCUCGCCUUAUUCCUCGCCACAAAUUGCAGUCUUCUCAACACCACGCUCCCCCGCCAUCCUCUUGGACAGGUCCUCCCUACCCCUCCCAUCAACGUCAACCGAUCCCUGGAUCUCGUGGUGUGCCGAUAUCACGAACCAACGACUUCGAUCGUCACGCAGCUGAACCAGCUGAUGGAACUCCCCGCGACACAAGGCUUGAACAUCCGAGUGCUCGUCUACGACAAGGGCAACACCACUACAGCGACGGAUCUCCAGACCGAGUUGAGCAGCAAACUCCAGCGAUCACCGCAAGAAAUCAUUGUCGAAGCAAGACCAAAUGUAGGUCGAGAUGCCGAGGCCUACCUCUACCAUAUCGAUUCCCAUUGGGACUCCCUCGCCCACCACACCCUCUUCAUGCAAGCCGAAAUGCACGAGCUGUUUCUGGCGAAAACCCGACUCGAUGAGUACUUUGUCGCCGAGACGGGCUUUCUGUCCCUGUCGGACUCCAUAACAUGCAAGGACUACGAGCACUGCACCGACCACUCGACCUGGUCCGAGACGCCGCAAAUGCUAGACCACCUUUUGGGCGCAGCGGGAGGCACACGGGCAAGCGACGGCCUACUGUUGACAUACCGCGGGCAGUUCAUCGCCUCCUCCGCACGCAUGAAGGCUUCCGGGCGAGCGUACUUUGCAGACCUAUUGCGCGAGCUGAACGAUUCACAGAGCCACGCGCACAGCGAGGAGUACGCGAGUCCGCCAUGGCUUCCAGGAAAGACGGACUCGAUGAGCAACCCGCUAUUCGGCUAUACCAUGGAGCGAAUGUGGCCGGCUGUUUUCCAGUGCUCCGAGCCGCAGAUUGCCCAAUCUUGUCCGAGCCUGGUUGCUGGGUUGCUUCGGCAGGCGAUAUUCUGGGAGAAGAGGGAUUUGGAGGAGUGUCAAUGCUUGGAUGGAGAUCCAUCGGAUGUAAGAUAACCCGGGGGAAUCCCUCAAAUAAUUCAACGAACAGUCAGAAACACCCGGCCCAUGCCCUCGACGAUUC